Mycena indigotica is the source of this 471-nucleotide messenger RNA. Its product is annotated as Histone-fold-containing protein. Gene Ontology annotation, cellular component: CCAAT-binding factor complex. Lineage: Eukaryota; Fungi; Basidiomycota; Agaricomycetes; Agaricales; Mycenaceae. Gene Ontology annotation, molecular function: RNA polymerase II cis-regulatory region sequence-specific DNA binding; DNA-binding transcription activator activity, RNA polymerase II-specific; protein heterodimerization activity. The transcript has 3 exons. The record is from RefSeq and is a predicted model, not a curated record. The coding region runs from base 22 to 471 and encodes 149 amino acids. Gene Ontology annotation, biological process: regulation of transcription by RNA polymerase II.
GCGACCACGACGACGACAACAAUGUCCCACUUCCAGCCCAUUGCUCCGCUUCAUCCUCAAGACCCAAGUACGAUCGAGGCCCCACCUGAUGCAGUGGCAAUCAGUGAAGCGGAAGUUGGAGAGUACCGUGAACAAGACCGUUAUUUGCCUAUUGCCAAUGUCGCGCGUCUCAUGAAACAAGCUGUGCCUCCCUCUGCCAAAAUUGCCAAAGACGCCAAGGAAUGUGUACAAGAAUGCGUGUCCGAGUUUAUCUCGUUCAUAACUUCUGAAGCUGCAGAGCGGUGUCUGGGAGAGAAACGUAAGACGAUCGGAGGGGAGGACAUUCUCUACGCCAUGUCUACCCUGGGCUUCGAUAACUAUGCUGAAACUCUCAAAAUACAUUUGGCAAAACUACGACAACAUGGUACAUCUGGUCCUCCUCCUCAACGAAUAGAACAUCACAUUGAACCGCGAAUGGAGGAAGACCAAUGA